Messenger RNA from Tarenaya hassleriana, 892 nucleotides. RefSeq lists its product as uncharacterized. The transcript has a single exon. NCBI's taxonomy places the organism in Eukaryota, Viridiplantae, Streptophyta, Magnoliopsida, Brassicales, Cleomaceae. The record is from RefSeq and is a predicted model, not a curated record. Bases 35 to 727 code for a protein of 230 amino acids.
GAUAUGUUCUCUUCUAAUCUUUUUCCGCAAUACAAUGGCCAAACUCCCCAUCACCGUCUUUCUCUUUGUAUUGGCUUUCCCCGUCGCCUUUAGCAGGCCGGAAAAUGAUGUCAUCGUCGCCGACCAAGUCGCUGCGGCGGAACCCGAUCCACCCCGUUCGGACCCCGGAUCCGGUUCGUUGGCCUCCGACGAGACCAACGUGCCGGUGAAUUUCAUCAAUUUCCAUCCGAUCAACCGUCACUUUCCCCGGCGUCCUUUGAUGGCGACCAAACGUUUGAACCGUUGGCGUCACAAGCAGGACCCAGGCUUCGAGAUCCGUUACGGCCGGGACAUGGUCAUGCCCGGCGGCAGAGACGCCGAUCGGUGGCCACUCGGCGUGGUCCGACAGAUUCCGGCGACACACGACAGCUACGACGAAGAUCGAGUCAAAGAUGUCGAAAAGGACCAAAUAGAUAUGCUUUACGGACAAGGCACUGUGACGAGCGUGGAGACUGGAGAUUUUCCCGAGAAAAUUUGGGAGGAGGAGAAGGUGGACGAGAACAACAUGAAAAUGGACGACUGCGGGGAGGUUCUGAUGGCACGGAGCCGAAUCUAUCCGGAGGAGAAGGUCAGGAUAAAGAAGAUCAAGAUGAUGAAGCUUCGUCACAAUGGCAAGAAGUAUGAUGACAAAGAGUACAAGGGUCUGUUCAUGAACAAGGUUCGCAAGUUUCUGACAGAUCUUGUCUGAAUGAAUAUAUAAACUUGAGUUUGUUCUUAGUAUUUAAGAUAGCGUCUCUCUUGUGAGGAUGUAUGUAAAUAAGCUUUGCAUCUAGAAAGCAUUCUUAUGCUACGUGUGUUACGAAUGUAUGCCACCGUGUAAAUAGCAUAAACAAAUUUUAAAUUAUGAUGAUUA